GUCGUUCGAGCCGCACGCUCGCUACUAACGCGACCCCACUAUGCCACGCGAUUCGCGAUGUCGUUACCACUGCGUGAAUAUUUAUGACGCGAUCGAGCACUUCGCCUCAUUAUAAAUGGCACAGCCGACUUCGCUGUCUUACUAUAGUACGCUAAAGACUGUAAAAUGGUAAUAAAACAAACUCUUGUGAAUAGACUCGAAGGAAGAACUUUUAAUCGUAUCAUUGUGUAUGUGUUAUUCUAUUGUCAUGUUGUUGAGAGGAGCACCGCGGCAGAGAUGCCUCAUGAGUGCGCCUACCGCAGCUUCGAAGCGGAAGCGCCGGAAAACGCAGUGCUGUUCUGCAAGAUCCGAACUAUUAGCAGUCUGGAGCAUCUGUUGCGGAACAUCAGCCGGACGCAUUUCGACGAUUUGAUUUCCUUGCAUGUGCAAUGCAGCGAAAUCCUCUUCUUCGAAAGCACACUCGCAACUCAAACCGACAAAAAUUCCGGAAAAAGUAGCGACUUGAGUAAACUAAGAGAUCUCGUCAUUGACAAAUGCAAGAUACGGCAGAUACCAGCGCGUUCUUUCGAAAACUUUAAGGAUCUGAAACGGUUGCAUGUCACGACACACAACAGUGAAUGGUCCGCUAUGACAAUGGAGCUCCACGAACAAGCGUUUUCAGGUUUGAAUGAACUCAUCGAGCUCGAUUUAAGUGAUAACAACAUAUGGAGUAUGAAAACAGAGACGUUUUGUUGGUUGUAUAGUUUAAAAACUUUAAAUUUAAGUCAAAAUCACUUACAGAAUAUAAAGACUGUUGGUUUCUCAGACUCGUUAAGAGAGCAAAAUUUGAGUGUAAGAAGUUGUAAUUUAAUUUUAGAAACACUUGAUUUGUCUUACAAUGAUUUGAUUGUUGUUACUGAUAAUAGUCUUUCGAAGCUUCGUUCGUUGUCAAGAUUGUUUUUGCAAAACAAUGCUAUCUCGAGUCUCGAAGUGGGAGCUUUCGCUGGACUUCUCGGCUUACACGUUUUAAAUUUAUCCAGUAAUUUUAUCAAUUCGAUUCCGCCUGAUUUGUUUUCAGAUACCAAAUCUCUAAAGGAAAUAAUUUUAAGUAACAAUACAAUAAACGUGUUGCCGCCUGGUCUUUUCGAAGGUUUAGACCAACUUCAAACAUUAGACCUUUCACAUAACGAACUAACUAGUCAGUGGAUUAAUAAGGGAUCGUUUGUAGGGUUACUGCGUAUGGUAAUUUUAAAUCUCUCAUAUAAUAGACUUACAAAGAUAGAUCGUUAUAUGUUUCAAGAUUUGAACAGUUUGCAAAAAUUAAACUUAGAGCACAAUGAUAUAACAAGUAUUGAGGAACACGCUUUUGAAGAGUUAAGAAAUUUGCAUUCCCUUACUUUGUCACACAAUAAACUAUCCCAUAUACACACGCACCUGUUUACAGAUUUGCACGUGCUACAUGAGUUAUUUAUUGAUAAUAAUAAAAUACGACAUAUUGAUGAAAAUGCUUUUGAUAACAUGACAACUAUAGAGGAUUUGGGAUUGAAUGAUAAUUUGAUGUCGUCCAUACCCUCGUCUAUACGCAAAUUACGGUCUCUGAGGUCACUGGACAUCGGAAACAACAACAUAAGCCACCUAAGCCGAGAUCAUUUUCGCGGCUUGACAGAGCUUUUCGGGUUGCGGCUAGUAGAUAACAAAGUUACUUAUUUAAAUGAAGACACCUUUGAACAUUUACCUCAAUUACAAGUACUUAAUUUGGCGUCAAAUAAAAUUAAACACGUAACUCCCGGGUGUUUUCGUAAAAAUAUUAAUCUUAAAUUACUACGUAUGGAUGGAAAUGAGAUAACGUCAUUCGAUGGAAUUUUCUCUACUCUUAACAACUUAGUUUGGCUCAAUAUGUCAGCGAACAAAAUAGUAUCAUUCGAUUUCAAAAGUUUUCCUAAUAGUUUAGAAUGGCUAGAUUUGCAUAAGAAUCAUAUCGAAAGUUUCUUAAAUGACGACUUGUAUUAUAAUGGUAAUAUAAAACUAUUGGAUCUUAGCCAUAAUAAUAUAAGUCAAUUAACAGUAACAUCUAUACCGAAAACAGUCGAAAAGUUGUAUUUAAAUGAUAAUUAUAUUCAACAUAUUCAAGUCGCUACGUUUUCCAAGUUACAAAGACUUUCUUUAGUCACUUUAAAUAAUAAUAAACUCGUUCAGGUUGACAUGAAUGCCUUUCGUUUAGAUCAAAUUGAUGAAGAUAGUGAUUUACCCGAGUUCUUUAUAAGCGGAAAUCCAUUUGUUUGUGACUGCUCAAUGGAAUGGAUUCAACGUAUUAAUUAUUUAAGCCACAGUCGACAGUACCCGCGCGUAUUAGAUCUAGACAAAGCGUAUUGUUCACUCGUACACUCGCGUACAAAACAGAAAAAGAUGAUUAUAGACAUGUCACCUUCUGAUUUUCUCUGUCCCUACGAUAGCCAUUGUUUCGCCCUCUGUCAUUGUUGUGAUUUUGUUGCUUGCGAUUGUGAAAUGAUUUGUCCAAAUAAUUGCAAAUGCUAUCAUGAUAUAACAUGGAAUGCAAAUGUUGUUGAUUGCUCUAAUGCGGGAUAUACAGAAGUCCCGGAGCGAAUACCUAUGGAUGCCACUGAAAUAUAUUUAGAUGGAAAUCAUAUAAGUAAUUUAGGUAAUCAUGUAUUUAUUGGAAAAAAGAAAUUACAAGUACUCUAUUUAAAUAAUACAAAAUUAAAAGAAGUUAACAAUCAAACAUUCAAAGGAGUAGAUUCUUUAAGAGUAUUACAUUUGGAAAAUAAUAAAUUGGUCGAAUUAAAAGGUGAUGAAUUUUUACAUCUAAAUAAUUUGAACGAGUUAUAUUUAGAUCACAAUGCAAUUGUACAUGUGGCCAAUAAUACUUUUUCAUCAUUGAAAUCGCUUUCGGUUCUUCGUAUCGACGAUAAUAAGCUUGUAAAUUUUUUCCCUUGGAAAUUAUUGGCAUCUUCAUCCAAAAGCCUUGCACAUGUUUCCAUAGAAGGUAAUCAGUAUUCCUGCGAUUGUAAAAGUAUUGCUGAACUAGAUUCAUGGCUGCGUAGAGAUCCUGGUGACCCAGAAAAAAUGCUAUGCACAGAUAGCAAAGGUAACCCAACUAAGAUAACUAUCGCUUCAGUUUUAAGUCAUUGUAAAGACUACAUGGGUUCAAUGGAUGAUCCCGAUGUCUCUAAAAAUGAGAUCAUUUCGACAUCUUUAUUUCUCCCUAACAACUAUUUUGCAAUUAUUUGUGGUGUUAUAAUAAUUGUUGUUCUUGUUUGUCUCAUAGGUGCGAUUUUCUACGCUUUCCGAUAUGACGUCAGUGACUGGUUGUAUACAAAAUACGGUGUACCCUUGUUCAAAGAACAGUCGUGCGCUACCGUGGAUAUAUUAGAAGGAAAUCCAAAUCAUAUGUACGAUUAUUACGUGAUAUGCAAUACCAAAGAUACGCAAUUUACUUAUCAUAAUAUUAUGUCUGAGAUAGAGUUAAGAAAAAUGACCGCCAAAAAACUAUCACUCAAUGAAUCCUCAUUGAAUAUAUUAACCUUGGAUAGUUUUUCGAAAUCUCCUAAAUUAACUAAACGUUUGUUAGUAAUUCUCACAACUAAUUUUAUAUGUAACGAUCUGUGUGACAUUCACUUUAAGAACAUGUUUUAUAGCUAUUUAAAAUCAUUAAAUCGUAGCGAUUUGAAUAAGGUAAUAUUCAUUAAGAUAGUUGAUAACAACCAAAUAAACGACGAGCUCGGAUUUUUAUUAGAUAAUUUUAAGAAUUUAUCUUGGAAUGACCCACGGUUUUGGGACAGAUUCAUAGCUUUGCUCAAUUCCACUGACACAAUUAUAACCGUUAAAAGCUCCGAAAAGAGCGUUUUUAAGAAAUCAUUACGGGCUACUCCAACUUUAAGGUAUACCACAAUGCCUGUCUCAAACGAUACUUGCUCAAAGACAAAUUUUACGAAUUCAUUGCAGUAUUGCAAAAGGAACGACGGAGAGUCGUCACACAACGAAAGUUCCCCUUCCUCUGAUAAUAACACGUACGGUGAAGGGAACGAUUCUAACAAUAGUUACAUGUCGAUCGACAACAGGACAUGUUCUCGUUUUAAUUAUGACCUCAGGCUAUCCCCUAGUAGUGGUCACGUCUAUUCUAGAGUCGAGGACAUUUCUCCGACCACACCUCGCUCUAUAAAAGGCUCUUGUUCGGCUAAAGGACGCACGUAUUUCGUAUGAGAUAAAUUAAGCGAUUCUUGUUCCAUGCUUUUCGUAUUUACGUUUUGUAAUAAAUAUAAUUCAAAUUAUUGUAAUGCACAAUCCUCAUACAUCAGAUCACUAAGUGAUCUUACACUUUGUAAAUAAAUAUCAGCUCAUAAAUAAAUUCUUGUCAAUUUUUGCAUACGUAAUAGAACUAUAAAGUAUCAAUUGUAAGUACGUGUAUUAAAUUUUAAUGAUACAAUAUUUUGUACAAAGUUCACGUGAAAAUGUUGAGUCUGAAUAACACUUUUUUAAUAUAAAAAUAAUUUAUUGAUUGUAUUUACAUAGUUUAUUCGUAUGGACAUAUUCGAAUAUUAUUCACUGUAAAACAACACCAAAUAGUAUUAAGAAAAUAAUUAAAAACUCCAUUGUCACGAGAAUUAAGUAAGACCCAUAAUUUUAAAUCAAGUCUUGUAAUAAUUUUUUUUUGUCGUCUGUCAAG
This is a messenger RNA of Papilio xuthus (Asian swallowtail), 4663 nucleotides long. Its product is annotated as slit homolog 2 protein. Lineage: Eukaryota; Metazoa; Arthropoda; Insecta; Lepidoptera; Papilionidae. Gene Ontology annotation, molecular function: protein binding. Bases 166 to 4200 code for a protein of 1344 amino acids. The transcript has a single exon. The record is from RefSeq and is a predicted model, not a curated record.